GGGAGAGAAAAACUACUGCCGCUGAGAGAGAGAGAGAGAGAGAGAGAGAGAGAGAGAGAGAGAGGAAGAUAGGGGGAGAAAGGAAGAACAAUGGCUGAAAAAGGGACCUCUCUGUUUUCUCCUUACAAGAUGGGCAAGUUCAGCCUCUCUCACAGGGUGGUGCUAGCGCCCUUGACAAGAUGCAGGGCGUUAGGUGGGAUACCGGGAGAUGCUCUGGUGGAGUACUACACGCAGAGGUCAACUCCUGGCGGAUUUCUCAUCACUGAAGGCACUCUCAUCUCUCCAACAGCUCCUGGGUUUCCCCAUGUGCCUGGAAUUUACUCAGAUGCUCAAGUGGAGGCAUGGAAGAAGGUAGUGAAUGCGGUUCAUGCCAAAGGGAGCAUCAUAUUCUGUCAACUGUGGCACGUUGGCCGUGCAUCUCAUCAAGUUUAUCAACCUGGUGGGGCUGCAGCAAUUUCAUCAACAAACAAGGCCAUCUCAAACAGGUGGAGAAUUCUCAUGCCAGAUGGGACCUAUAGCACAUGCUCAGCACCUCGAGCCUUGGAAACCUCUGAAAUACUGGAGGUGGUGGAGCAUUAUAGCCAGGCAGCCUUGAAUGCCAUUCGAGCGGGUUUUGAUGGGGUUGAGAUCCAUGGGGGUUAUGGUUACCUUAUUGAUCAAUUCUUAAAAGAUGGGAUCAAUAACAGAAUAGAUGAGUAUGGUGGAUCAAUGGAAAACCGUUGCAGAUUCUUAAUGCAGGUGAUUCAGGCAGUAGUCUCAGCUGUCGGCGCAGAACGAGUAGCUUUUCGAACGUCCCCUGCAAUCGAUCACAAUGAUGCCACAGACUCUGAUCCACUCAACUUAGGCCUUUCAGUGAUUGAGAGAAUUAACAAACUCCAGCUACAGGUGGGCUCAAAACUCACCUACCUCCACGUCCAAAGAGAGUUAGGCAGACCUGGCACCGAAGAUGUGGUGGCGCAAACGACCAGGACUUGGAGGAGGGCAUAUCAGGGUACCUUCAUAUGCAGUGGUGGGUUCACUAGGGAGCUGGGAACACAAGCUGUAGCUGAAGGUGACGCAGAUUUGGUAUCCUACGGUAGAGAUUUUAUCUCAAACCCAGACUUGGUUUUGAGAUUGAAGCUUAAUGCACCCCUGAAUAAGUAUAUCAGGGAGACUUUCUACACCCACGAUCCCAUUGUUGGGUACACAGAUUACCCUUUCCUGAGCAAAGCUAGUGGAUGACUGGCACCACUCUCACACCUUUGAAUAUUGGAGUGAAUUAUAAGUUUCUGUCCACAGAAGAUGAUAAUUGAAUUAAAUAAAAAUAACCUAAAAGAUUUGGUGUUUCCACCGUAGUCACGGAAACAGUGCUAUGAUUUUUAUUUUUCAGUACUUUAUUUUAUUUUAUUUUUCAAUUGGGUCCUUUAUCAUUGUGUUUACUGGGAGUUAGUCCUUGUAUUUUGUUUCUCAUUGCUUUCUAUGAGACUUUGUAGUCCCAGCAAAACAUCUUGCUAUUGGAUUGGUUUUUGAAUUUGGAAAAAUCUAUUUGAUUU
Messenger RNA from Populus trichocarpa (black cottonwood), 1532 nucleotides. RefSeq names its product 12-oxophytodienoate reductase 3. The record is from RefSeq and is a predicted model, not a curated record. Gene Ontology annotation, cellular component: peroxisome. Lineage: Eukaryota; Viridiplantae; Streptophyta; Magnoliopsida; Malpighiales; Salicaceae. Gene Ontology annotation, biological process: jasmonic acid biosynthetic process; oxylipin biosynthetic process. Bases 91 to 1221 code for a protein of 376 amino acids. Gene Ontology annotation, molecular function: oxidoreductase activity; FMN binding. The transcript is spliced from 5 exons.